Xenopus laevis (African clawed frog) is the source of this 2488-nucleotide messenger RNA. It is a transcript of the gene hnrnpll.L, whose product is annotated as heterogeneous nuclear ribonucleoprotein L like L homeolog. Gene Ontology annotation, biological process: mRNA processing. Lineage: Eukaryota; Metazoa; Chordata; Amphibia; Anura; Pipidae. Gene Ontology annotation, molecular function: RNA binding; nucleic acid binding. The record is from RefSeq and is a predicted model, not a curated record. The coding region runs from base 101 to 1696 and encodes 531 amino acids. The transcript is spliced from 13 exons. Gene Ontology annotation, cellular component: nucleus.
UCUUAUUUCUACGUCUCUAAGCUCCGCCUGCUCCGUUUGGAGUAGCCGCGUUGUGUUGUCACCUUAGUCACUGUUGAAGGGGCACAAAGGAGCAGGAGCCAUGUCAUCGUCUUCUUCCGAUCAAUAUGAAGAAGGGGAGUACGGGAGCCUGGCCAAGAGGCUGAAGAGCGGCCAAGAGGACGGGGAAAUUGACUGCACAUCGGAAGAGCAGGACAGGGAUACACCGGAGCCCGCCAGAGGGACACCCAGCUAUGGGGAUAGCGGAGGAAACCAUCACAAGGUGUCGGUGUCUCCAGUCGUCCAUGUUCGAGGGCUCUGUGAAUCGGUAGUGGAGGCUGAUCUGGUGGAAGCACUUACCAAGUUUGGGCCAAUAUGUUAUGUGAUGAUGAUGCCCUUCAAACGACAAGCACUAGUGGAAUUUGAAGACCUAGAAUUCUCAAAAAAAUGUGUGGCAUUUGCUGGCAGUGAGCCAGUGUACAUAGCAGGCCAGCAAGCUUUCUUCAACUACUCUACCAGCAAGCGUAUCACCAGGCCAGCAAAUAAUGAAGACCCUUCUGGGGGAAAUAAAGUUCUGCUUCUCUCCAUUCAGAAUCCCCUCUAUCCAAUCACAGUCGAUGUAUUAUAUUCAGUCUGCAACCCUGCUGGAAAGGUGGAGCGCAUAGUUAUCUUUAAGAGAAAUGGAAUACAGGCUAUGGUCGAAUUUGAUUCAGUUCACAGUGCCCAAAAGGCCAAAUCUUCUCUAAAUGGAGCCGACAUAUACGCUGGAUGUUGCACGCUGAAGAUUGAAUAUGCCAGGCCCACACGACUUAAUGUUAUUCGGAAUGAUAAUGAUAGCUGGGAUUACAGCAAGCCCUACUUAAGCAGGCAAGAUCGUGGCAAAGGGCGACAGAGGCAGGCCAUUCUGGGGGAUCACCCAUCUUCCUACAGAUAUGAUGGCUAUGGAAACCAUGGCCCUUUGUUGCCAUUGCCUAACCUGUACAGGAUGGGAUCCAGAGAUACUCCAGAGCUGGUUGCCUAUCCUCUGCCCCAGGCUUCCUCCUCUUACAUGCAUGGGGGACCACCUGUAGGCUCAGUAGCCAUGGUUAGCGGCUUACAUCAGGAAAAGAUGAAUUGCUCCCGGGUUUUCAACCUAUUUUGCCUGUAUGGUAACAUUGAAAAGGUAAAAUUUAUGAAGACCAUUCCUGGCACAGCUCUUGUAGAAAUGGGCGACGAGUAUGCUGUAGAAAGAGCAGUAACACACUUGAAUAACGUGAAGAUUUUUGGAAAGAGAUUAAAUGUUUGUGUCUCCAAGCAGCACUCGGUUGUCCCCAGCCAGAUAUUUGAAUUAGAGGACGGGACAAGCAGUUAUAAAGAUUUUGCUAUGAGCAAAAACAACAGGUUUACCAGCGCCGGCCAAGCCUCCAAGAAUAUUAUCCAGCCUCCGUCUUGUGUUCUGCAUUAUUACAAUGUCCCCUUGUCUGUGGAAGAAGAAAUGUUCCAAAAGCUGUGUGAAGAUCAUGAUGUUUCCACAUUCAUUAAAUUUAAAGUGUUUGACGCAAAACCAUCAUCUAAAACACUCUCUGGACUGCUAGAGUGGGAAUCGAAGACUGAAGCAGUAGAAGCACUCACAGUAUUAAAUCACUACCAAAUAAGAGUUCCUAAUGGUUCUAAUCCGUACACUUUGAAGCUCUGCUUCUCCACGUCAUCCCAUCUGUGAAGAAUCGCAAGAAAAAGAAUCUUGUGGGAACUAAACAGUGUUUCUAUUAUUUUCAUCUUUUCAUAAUGUGCUUAUGUAACAAUGUUGUGUUUUUUUAUAUUAUUUUAUGGACACCUGCCAUUGGGUGAUUUUCUUGCCCUUUGACUGGUUUAAAGCAGCACUACAUGUUUAAAGUGAAAAUCUGUUUUUAUUCUUAGCUCAUGUUUAAAUAGAGUUAAGGUCUGUAUUUUUUUUAAAUUGCAUUUUAAUAGAGCCUCUCUUCUACUGUAUAAACAAAAAAGGGUAAUUUAUUACUGCCCCCUGCUGCAAAUGCAGGAGCAUCACUAAUAGGUGCAUUUAGUUCGGAUUUGCAGCAGGGGUGUACUCUGUGUGAAUAAAAAGUCUAGCACAAAUUAGUGGGAAUAAGACAUCUGCUCCUCAUGAGUACAGUGCUGCCAAAUGCAGACUGCACUGUAUUCACCUGGGAAAACACAGGGCUCUGUGCUUUGUUUUGGACCACAGAACACUUAACAUGUAAUAAAUUACCCCCCUGAGUGUUUAUUUGUUUAGGAAGAGCUUACUAGUUAAAUAUGAAUAUAGUGUCCAACUGCAACAUCCUAUAGUAUUGGUUGAAUGAAAUUUUAGCUGCUGCUUUAAUUUAGAAUGUUAUUUGCAAAUCAUGUAAUUGUAAUAUAUACAUUGUUUUGUAUUUCUUUUGGCCAAUGUGCUAUUAACAACCACUUCUAUACGUUUUUCUGCCAUGAAAAAGCAUAUAUAUAUAUAUAUAUAUAUAUAUAUAUAUAUAUAUAUAUA